UUCUCGACCCAUAUAUAAGACAGCCACACCAGGUUCCCGUAUCAGUCUGCCUCCAAACUCUCGCACACCAAGGUCACCCAUCAUAUCGUCCUAAAGCAGCAAUAUGGCCGCCAACGCUGUCGCCCCCAUCGUCUACCAGCUGCAGGAAGGUCUUCGCAACGUCGACCUGAGGAGCUUGGUCAAUUCCUUUGACCUGAAGGGCUUGGUCAACAAGCUGGACAUCCAGACGGUGGGCCUGGUGGCACUGGUGGCUGUGGCCGCCGUUUUCCUGUUGGACCUGUUCACCAAGAGCUACGCCCCCUUCGGCAGGAGUCUGGUGUCCUCCGCCGCCCAUGCCUGGGAUAAAGUUGACCAGUGGGGCCUCAGCGAAAGUACCCGUGGAAGCCGUUCCCUGGAGCCCGUGACGAAGGUCCUGGACGCCCUGGCGGAGGCGGUGAAGAAGUGGGAGGCGCAGGAAGAGGGCAUCGUCAGGUAUCGUGCAUCUGAGCUUCAUUGAAAAUGGAGAUUGUGCAUCUGACAGCAAUCAUGACGUUCUGAAAAAAAUAGUACAAAGUCUGCUUGCAGGCAAGCAACUGACUUUCCAGAUCUGCAAUUC
Penaeus monodon (black tiger shrimp) is the source of this 595-nucleotide messenger RNA. RefSeq lists its product as uncharacterized. The transcript is spliced from 2 exons. Bases 104 to 496 code for a protein of 130 amino acids. Lineage: Eukaryota; Metazoa; Arthropoda; Malacostraca; Decapoda; Penaeidae. The record is from RefSeq and is a predicted model, not a curated record.